GUCGGGGCGGGCCGACGAGGGCGGGGCGUCCGUUUCCACAGAAGCCGAGGGCAGGUUACUAGCAACGUUUGGCUCCAAGGUGGACGCGCUCUGGCCACCGCUGCCUGUUUUGGUGACUCGUCGGCUUCUCCUUCCGCGCUCCCUGCCCUUCCUUCUGGCUUCUUACUCUUCCUUCCGUACUCUCCGCCUGCCGAGGCGACCCAGGGCGGGAAAGACCUCAGAGGCUCCUCGGGCCAUUUUUUCAGCGACUGUGGGAAGCCUGUUGCAGAAGCGCCUGUACAAGAGUCUCUGAGUUGAUGGAGAUGCCUACUAGUGAUGGAAGUUGUUCAGAGGGCCUGCUUUCCUAUCUCAUGCAGGAGAGAGGACCUGUCCCACAGUGUGCCACUGAGAAGCACCCUAGCAGGUUCAAGCAAGACAUCACAAAGAUGGAAUUGGAAGCAACGCUUAAGGAAGCUGAGUCGGCAUCCUGUUCAGUUGAAUUACUUUUGCCAUUAUUUAAGAACACUGUGGAAGAAGUUAGUUUAGAAAAUGCUAAUCUUUCUGCAUCCAAUUUGAAGAAGAUUUUUGAACAGAAGGACAUAUUAUCAAAAGAAUUAGACACUUUUAACCGUGUGAAAUUAGCCUUAGAACAUCUUAUUAAACAGACAGACUAUGAACAAAUAGGAGACAGCUCACCCUGCUUGUUGAAGGAUCUCAGUGACAGUGAGAGUGAGAACAGAAACCUUGAGAAGAAAGUACUUGAAAAGGAGACCUAUAUCCAAGAACUUUCAUGUCUGUUUCAGAAUGAAAAGGAAAGUGCUUUGAAAGCAAACCGGUUUUCCCAGUCAGUCAAAGUAGUACACGAUCGUCUACGUCUCCAAAUUCAGAAGCGGGAAGCAGAGAAUGAAAAGUUAAAAGAACAUGUGCAGAACUUGGAAACCCAAAUAGCCAAGUGGAACUUGCAGGUGAAGAUGAAUAAGCAAGAGGCUGUAGCCAUCAAAGAAGCAAGUAGGCAAAAAGCUGUAGCUCUGAAAAAAGCAUCGAAAGUGUACAGACAAAGACUGAGACACUUUACGGGGGACAUCGAGCACCUCACUUCCCAAAUCAGAGAUCAGGAAGCCAAGUUGUCUGAAACAGUUUCAGCUUCCAAAGACUGGAAAAGUCAUUACGAGAAAAUUGCAAUAGAAAAAACUGAACUGGAAGUUCAGAUCGAAACAAUGAAAAAGCAAAUCACUAAUCUUUUGGAAGACUUGAGGAAAAUGGAAACUCAUGGGAAAAAUUCAUGUGAAGAAAUUCUUAGAAAACUUCACUCACUGGAAGAUGAAAAUGAAGCCCUAAAUACUGAGAAUGUGAAAUUAAAGAGUACACUUGAUGCCUUGAAGGAUGAAGUUGCUUCUGUUGAAAAUGAACUUGUAGAACUGCAAGAAGUAGAAAAACGACAGAAAACCCUCGUUGAAGGAUACAAAACUCAGGUACAAAAGUUGCAAGAAGCAGCUGAAACGGUGAAAAGCAGAUGUAAAAAUUUACUACAUGAAAAUAACAUAAUAAUAAUUAAAAAAAACAAAAAGUUAGAGACGGUUGAUGGAAACCAAAGCCUUCUGACCAAGCUUUCUCUUGAGGAGGAAAAUCAUCUCAUUCAGUUAAAGUGUGAGAACCUUAAAGAGAAAUUAGAGCAGAUGGAUGCAGAGAAUAAAGAGCUUGAGAAGAAGCUGGCCGACCAAGAGGAGUGUCUCAAGCACAGUGACCUGGAGCUGAAAGAGAAGGCUGCAGAAUACACAGCACUGUCCAGGCAGCUGGAAGCUGCUUUGGAAGAAGGAAGACAAAAGGUGUCUGAAGAAGUAGAGAAAAUGUCAUCUAGAGAGAGGGCUUUACAAAUUAAAAUAUUAGAUCUGGAAACUGAGCUUAGAAAGAAAAAUGAAGAACAAAACCAACUUCUUGGCAAAAUGAACACUAAAGCCCAGCAUCAGGAUAUAUGCUUGAAAGAAAUCCAGCACAGUCUUGAGAAGUCGGAGACUCAAAAUGAGAGCAUUAAGAAUUACUUGCAGUUUCUUCAAGUUUCCUAUGUAAUGAUGUUUAGAUAAAUUGUUGAAUUCCUCUGAUGGUUAUACUUUAUGAUUUAUAGUUAGCAGUAUUAGAAUUUGUAUGUGAAGAUACUUGAAACAUAAUUUAUUAUCUAACUGAACUUUAAGAAACAAUAGCUCUUACUAUUCCUUUGUGGUAGAUAAUUUGCAUUGAACUCUGGUUUCAUGCUUUUUAAAAAAUAUAUAUUAAUUUUUAAAGUAUUUUUCCUAUUUAUACAAAAAUCAGAAUUAUUCUUAUGAAUCAUUAAAGUAAAUUUGUAACAAAUCUAGGCCAAUCAUAAGCCAAAUACAUGGCUUUAAAUAAUGUAUUUACUUGUUUUAUAUUGUAAUGCUAGAUAAAUAAAAUAUUCAGAAAUUUAAUUUUAAUAACAGUAUAAGCUUU
Arvicanthis niloticus (Nile rat) is the source of this 2442-nucleotide messenger RNA. It is a transcript of the gene Odf2l, whose product is annotated as outer dense fiber of sperm tails 2 like. Gene Ontology annotation, cellular component: ciliary basal body; centrosome. Gene Ontology annotation, biological process: negative regulation of cilium assembly. NCBI's taxonomy places the organism in Eukaryota, Metazoa, Chordata, Mammalia, Rodentia, Muridae. The record is from RefSeq and is a predicted model, not a curated record.